Molecule: messenger RNA, 1637 nt
Organism: Paramecium sonneborni
Lineage: Eukaryota; Ciliophora; Oligohymenophorea; Peniculida; Parameciidae
Source: the annotation of a GenBank genome assembly
AUGGAAUAAAGAUAAUUUACUAUAUGUUAAGACACUUAGAAUUAAGAGAAAUAUAUUUGUCUCAAUAAAGAAUGCUAUUCAUCAAAGAAGAAAUAAUUGCAUUGUCAUGAAUGUUUGGUGAAAUUACAUAAGACAGAUAAAAAUAGUAUUAAACAUUAUGAGGAAUUUGUUACUUUAGAUUCUAUAGUAAAUGAUUUGAUUAGAAGGAAUAAUAAGAAAUUAGAAUUAUAUAAUCAAAUGAUUAUUGAUGCACAUCAAUUUAAAAAAGACAAAUUCAAAGAAUUGUGUACACAAAGUAAAAGUUGAUAAAAUUAAAUUAGAAUCAUUUUCUAGUAAGAGUUCAGAGUUUCAAAACUAAAUAUUUAAGAAGAUUGAAUUAUUUGUUGAAGAAAUACCAAAAUAAUUGAAUGCAUAAGUUUCAUUGAUAAGACAAGGAUUGUAUUUUUAAAAGGAAAAGCUACAAUUUCAAAUUGAGCAAUACUUAUCAACAGAUAUAAAAUUUGAAAAUAGCUUGAAAUUAAUAUUAGAAGAGAUAAAAAAGAAUAUUGAAACAUAUAUAGCUUCAAUUGAAUUACAAGAUUGUUAAAUAAUUAAGUAAAAUGUGUUAGUGAAUACAGGAAGAAAACCAUCCAAUAAUUGUAGAAAAAAAUAGCUGAUUUAGAAGGAGUAAAGACAAUGCCUCAAACAGAUUGUGUGCCAAAAACAACAACAUUAAUUAUAAUCAUUCCAUUGAUGUAUUUAAUAUAUACAGUUAUUGAACUUGAUAAAUAAGUUUUAAAGUAAGAAUAGUAUUUAAAUAUAGACUUUAAAUGAAAUUAGACUAACAAUUAUUAAAUAUCUUUGAGUCAUAAAAAUUAUUGGUAUCUGAAAUUGAAUAAUUAUAGAAAUAAUAAUAAAAUUAAAUUGAUAUAUUGAUUAAAUAAUCAAAUGAAAUUCUUGAAAAUAAUAAUAUUAUGAAGGAUAUUUUAAUAAAUAAUGAUUCCAAACUAACUUUAAAAGUGCUCUAAAUAUCUAAGAAAACAGAUGAAGAAUUUAAUAAAACUAAUAAUAUUUUAAAAGAGUUAAGUUUAAAGAAAUCAAUAAUAUAAAAUUUAGAAGUUAAAACAAUUUAAAGUAUUAUAUAAUUUAGUGAGAAUUCAGAAAUUCUGACAACCGAUUAUAUUAUUAAUAAAUUAAUAAAUGGAUAGUAAUUGAAUUUUACUAAAGCAGAAUUAAUAUAUAAGAGUUAAAGAGAUGGACUGUCAAUAGAAGCCUUUUGGUAGAAUAUGCAUAAAUAUGGAUCUACGUUACUAAUAGCUAAAUUUCAUAACUCAGAAAUAGUUGGAGCAUAUACUUAACCAUCUUAUGUUCCAUCACUUUUUGGUGAUUAUAUGGUAGAUAGUACAAAUAAAUCAUUCUUAUUUUCAUAUAAGAAGAAUUAAAUUUAUAAAGUUAAAGAAAAUAGAUAUACUUUAUAUUCUAAAUAUAUGACAGGACCAUAAUUUGGUUAAGGUCCAGAUCUUAAUUUAUAGGGAUAUUAAUUUGAUCAAUGUUCAAGUAAUAUUGGAUAUACAUAUGAAUAUGUUAAAGAAAAAGGGGAUUCUAUUAUUGAUGGUACUUCAAAGAUAAUAGAAAUGGAAGUAUUUUUAUUGAGUUGA